AUGCCCCCAAUCAACACCAACACCAACGACAAAUAUGAGUUGGACUCUACCACCUACAACGACAAGUAUGAGCUAGACUCUACUUCCUCUUCCGCAGCAGUUGCUGCCAUGCCCGACUACAAGCAGGAGCUCACCGAGACCGACUCCCUCGAGAAGGGCACCGCCAUUCCCAUCAGACCGGACCAAGCUCUCUCAAACCAAGCCCCGCAGUUGGAUGUCGGCAAGAAGCCCUUCCUCUACGGUCUGCGCACCCACAAGCACUACAUCACCCUGACCAUCCUCCUGGCCCUCUUCACCGACAUGGUCAGCUACGGUAUCAUCAUCCCCAUCAUGCCCUCCAUCAUCGAUAACAUGGGUGGUGACUCGACAAAGACUGGAGUCCUCGUUGCCGUCUACGCCGCCGGAAUCAUGUCGGCCUCGCCCAUGUUUGGAAUGAUCUCGGACAAGAUGGCCUCCCGUCGGUUGCCCAUGAUGAUUGGACUCACGGGCCUCCUCACCUCGACUGUCAUCUUCAUGUUUGCCAAGGUCUACUGGCUCUUGAUCGUUGCUCGGUUCUUCCAGGGUGUCUCUGGUGGUUCUGUUUGGACUUUGGGUCUUGCCCUGAUGUCGGAUUCCUUCCCAGCCGAUGAGAUGGGUAUCCAGAUGGGCAAGUCCUUGAUCGGUCACACGAUGGGUAUGCUUGGUGGUCCCCCUAUUGGUGGUCUCCUCCACGAUGCCUACGGUGAGCGCGCCCCCUUCUACUUCUGUAUCGUGUUUAUCCUCAUAGACAUGUUCGCCUUGGGUUGCUUGAUCGAGGUCCGUGCCGACGAAGUCCUGGAACUGCGCGAAUUCGACGCUGAGCUCCGUGAACGUGCACUUGCAAAGGGAAUCGAAUACAAGGUCCCCGUCAAGACUUCACUCUGGAAGAUCAUCACCGCCAAGCGCAUGAUCGCCGCCGUCACCGUCACCACCCUUGAAGCCUUCGACCUCUCCACCCUCGAGCCCACCUUACCCUUCUACCUCCGUGACCGCUUCGGAUUGACUGAGGGCCAGAUCGGUCUUGUCUUCAUCGCCUUCACCAUACCCACCAUCGUCUCACCCUUAGCCGGCUGGUUCUCAGACCGCUAUGGUGCAAAGAUCCUCUGCUGCAUCGCCGUCAUCAUCUGCGCCUGCUUCAUGCUUGUCCUCUCCAUCGAGAACAAACCCCUCUGGGGCAUCGUCCUCAACCUCGUCGGAAUCGGCCUUGCCACCUCCUGUUUCAUCGCCCCCAUCCUCGGCGAGAUCUCCGCCGUGGUCCGUCGGACGGGCGACAGCGCCGCCUUUGCCCGUGCAUUCGCCAUCUUCAACAUGGCCUUCAGCUUAGGCAUGUUGAUCGGUCCUAUCAUUGCAGGAUAUAUCUACCAGCACCACGGAUUUAAGUGGAACUGCAUCACCACCGCCUGUAUCCUGUUCUUCUUUGUCCCCAUCAUGAUCAUGUGGAUGGGUGACCGCAAGCAAAAGAUGGAGGACAUUGCUAUGUACGAGCGCGAUGAAGAGGAGCGCCAGAUGAUGUUGGCCGAUGUCAAGUUGAUCAAGGCCGAACGCAGGGCCGCUGAGGAGUUGAACGCCGCCACCCUCUGCCAGCCUGCCCUCUAA
Linnemannia hyalina is the source of this 1614-nucleotide messenger RNA. Lineage: Eukaryota; Fungi; Mortierellomycota; Mortierellomycetes; Mortierellales; Mortierellaceae. The record is from the annotation of a GenBank genome assembly.